Messenger RNA from Anopheles aquasalis, 493 nucleotides. RefSeq names its product small ribonucleoprotein particle protein SmF (gene SmF). NCBI's taxonomy places the organism in Eukaryota, Metazoa, Arthropoda, Insecta, Diptera, Culicidae. Gene Ontology annotation, biological process: mRNA splicing, via spliceosome; spliceosomal snRNP assembly. Gene Ontology annotation, cellular component: catalytic step 2 spliceosome; pICln-Sm protein complex; U1 snRNP. The record is from RefSeq and is a predicted model, not a curated record. Gene Ontology annotation, molecular function: RNA binding.
GGGAUCGCCGGCAUUGUUUUUUUUUCGCAUAAACGCAUCGAGAGGACGCUCGUGAAAAGCUGAAGUCGAAUUUUGCGCCAAUAAAACUGCUCAUUGCGUUACACACAUUCCGAAGGAUUGUUGGAGGACUUCCGUUUUUUCAAAAGUAACCCCGCAAGCGUAAACAACACAGAACCACGAUGGCGACGGCUAUGCCCAUCAACCCGAAGCCCUUCCUGAACGGGCUGACGGGCAAACCGGUGAUGAUCAAGCUAAAGUGGGGCCACGAGUACAAGGGUUUCCUGGUGUCGGUCGAUGGUUACAUGAACAUGCAACUAGCCAACACGGAAGAGUUUGUCGAUGGCCAAAACACGGGACACCUCGGCGAGGUGCUGAUCCGGUGUAACAACGUACUCUACAUACGCGGUAUCGACGAUGAGGACGAGGAAGGUGAAAUGCGGGACUGAUAGGGGGGUAUACCACGUGGGAAUAAACUCGUAAUGUAAAGAAACAA